Molecule: messenger RNA, 1616 nt
Organism: Corapipo altera (White-ruffed manakin)
Lineage: Eukaryota; Metazoa; Chordata; Aves; Passeriformes; Pipridae
Gene: TSPAN13
Product: tetraspanin 13
Exons: 6
Coding region: 65-676 (203 amino acids)
Cellular component (GO): membrane
Source: RefSeq, a predicted model, not a curated record
GGCGGGGCUGCGGCCUCCUAGCGCUGCCGCGGAGCUGCCGAGCGGGGCCGGUGGUGGAGUCGCGAUGGCGUGCGGGGGCUUCGCCUGCUCCAAGAACUGCCUUUGCGCCCUCAACCUGCUCUACACGCUGGUGAGCCUGCUGCUGAUUGGAAUUGCGGCAUGGGGAAUCGGCUUUGGCCUCAUUUCUAGUUUCCGAGUUGUAGGAGUGGUAAUUGCUGUAGGAGUCUUUCUCUUCUUUAUUGCCUUAGUUGGAUUGAUCGGUGCGGUGAAACAUCAUCAAGUAUUGCUAUUCUUUUACAUGAUUAUUCUUCUGCUAGUCUUUAUUGUCCAGUUUUCUGUCUCCUGUGCCUGUUUGGCACUAAACAAGGACCAGCAGAGUGAACUGCUAGAGGUGGGAUGGAAUAACACCAACAGUGCAAGAACAGAUAUUGAGAGAAAUCUGAAUUGUUGUGGAUUUAGAGCUUUUCAUCUGAAUGAAACCUGCGCAGCUGAUUGUUUUAGAACUCGCCAGUGUAAACCAUGUGCACCGAUAAUAGAGGAAUAUUCUGGAAUGGUACUGAGAUUUGUUGGAGGCAUAGGACUUUUCUUCAGUUUCACAGAGAUUCUGGGAGUCUGGCUGACUUAUAGAUACAGGAACCAAAAGGAUCCCCGUGCAAACCCUAGUGCAUUUCUUUGAUAAGCUUAUAAAGGACUGAAUCUUCUCUCUGCACCCUCUACUUAAAAAUACUGAUUCUCCAUAGUUUGAUAUUUCUCCAUAAUAGGAAUUCUACAUGUACCCAAAAUAAAAUUUAAUUUCCAUAAGAAAUGUGUAGUUUUCAUAUUUAAUUUUUGCUAUUUUUAUUCUAAGAAUCUCUAUCUUAAAGUAGAUGGGUGCAUUCAGUAGCUGGGCAGAGUUUAACUGCUGGUUAAAUAACUCUCUUGAGACUUUGUUAAUUGAUACAGUGAACUCUAAACAGUGAGUUUUAUAGCACUACUGGCUUAUCUGGUGUCAAAAAAAAACCCAGAAGUAUUUUCUGCUGUAUUCACUGAUUACAAAAAUUCACAUGCAUUCUCAUUAAAAUGAUAAAAAUGUAUGGUGGAUGGUUGGGUAUGAUUUGCCUAGGUUUUAGGAUGAACUCUAGUAAACUUUUUUGUCUCCAUUUUCCUGUUAAGGUAAAAAUAGAAGCUAAAGAUGUUAUUUUCUGUAGUGCACAUACAUGUAUGUUAAUGACUACUGUAGUCUUCACCCUUCCCCUUCCCUGUUUGUUUAGGCUUUCUGUAGCUUUAGAAUUUUGUUGAAAAUAAAAAAUAAUUUUAAUGGAUAUUGUCACUAUGAGAACAAUGAAUGAAGAAAACCAGGAGAAUGUAAUCUGCAGCUGAUUAACUUGAAACUUUUUUUUCUUUGACAAGUGAAUGAAGUCUGGUAUUUGCACAAUCAAUGUUGGAAUCAAUGUCUGUCAUCUCUGAUGUAAGAAACUUGAUGUCUGGAAAGUUGUUGUACAGUUACUUUUUUUGGAUGGUGUAAAAUUAUUGUUGUAAUAACUCAGCAGUGUAUAUUUCUCUGUCAUCCAGAUAACAGUCUUGAUUUCAUGAGAGAUUGAAUGAUGUGUAAAAAAGAAAGAACAAACAAACAAAGA